AUGGCGAGUAAAGGGUCGUUUACUCAGCAGCACAGCAGUUUUCAAGCUGAAGGGGUUGGAGAGAGAGAUGUGUUGUAUGAGGAAUUGUGGAAGGCCUGUGCAGGCCCUUUGGUGGAUGCUCCAAGAGCUGGGGAAAGAGUGUAUUAUUUUCCACAGGGUCAUAUGGAACAAUUGGAAGCUUCGACAAAUGAAGAACUAAAUCAGAGGAUACCAUUAUUCAAUCUGUCCUCAAAGAUCCUCUGCCGUGUUUUCAACACUCAGCUACUGGCUGAACAAGACACUGAUGAAGUGUAUGCACAAAUCACUUUGAUGCCAGAAGCAGAUCAAUCCGAGCCAAGAAGCCCGGAUGAGUGCGCCGAUGAGCCCGCUAGGCCCGUGGUUCACUUUUUUUGCAAGGUUUUGACAGCCUCUGACACAAGCACACAUGGUGGAUUCUCAGUCCUCCGAAAACACGCUAAUGAAUGCCUUCCUCCUUUGGAUAUGACUCAGCCCACGCCGUCUCAAGAACUGGUUGCAAAGGAUCUGCAUGGGAUCAAAUGGCAUUUUAAGCACAUAUUUAGAGCAGGUCAGCCUCGGAGGCAUUUACUCACAACAGGAUGGAGCACAUUUGUCACCUCUAAGAGAUUAGUUGCUGGGGACAGUUUCGUAUUUCUAAGAGGAGAGAAUGAGGAAUUACGAGUUGGUGUGAGGCGCCACGCCCUUCAACCGAGUAUAAUGCCAACAUCUGUUAUUUCGAGUCAUAGCAUGCACCUUGGGGUGCUUGCAACUGCUUCUCAUGCUGUUUCGACUCAGACCCUUUUCGUUGUUUAUUACAAACCGAGGAUGAGACAGUUCAUCGUAGGACUUAACAAGUACUUAGAAGCUGUGAGCCACGAGUUUGGAGUGGGCAUGAGAUUCAAGAUGUGUUUUGAGGGGGAAGAUUCGCCCGAGAGAAGGUUUUUCGGUGUACAAUUUGUUGGGGUGGAAGAUAUUUCUCCUAAUUGGGAAGAUUCUAAAUGGCGGUCAUUAAAGGUCCAAUGGGAUGAACCUGCUUCAGUUUCAAGACCCGAAAGGGUUUCGCCUUGGGAAAUUGAACCAUUUGUGCUUUCAGUGCCUGCUGGACUUAUUACACCACCAGCAACAAAGAAUAAAAGAGCCCGGCCUCAUAUCGAUAUCCCAAACUCUGGUUAG
Molecule: messenger RNA, 1170 nt
Organism: Striga hermonthica
Lineage: Eukaryota; Viridiplantae; Streptophyta; Magnoliopsida; Lamiales; Orobanchaceae
Source: the annotation of a GenBank genome assembly